This is a messenger RNA of Megalobrama amblycephala (Wuchang bream), 1001 nucleotides long. RefSeq names its product exocyst complex component 1 like (gene exoc1l). The transcript has 3 exons. The record is from RefSeq and is a predicted model, not a curated record. Lineage: Eukaryota; Metazoa; Chordata; Actinopteri; Cypriniformes; Xenocyprididae. Bases 77 to 625 code for a protein of 182 amino acids.
GAAACAUUUUAUCCCUCACUCUGCUCUUGCUCUCUCUCACACUUAAAUUAAUUUUCUCUCUCUUUUUUUGCCUGAGAUGUCAUCUCUGCUGAGGGAGGAGAUGGACAGAGUCUUGUUCCGACCGGAGAGACAGAAGCUGGUGGAGUUUAUAGAAAUAGAGGAGCUACAGCAGGGACGGCAUUUCCUCUGUGUUUCUAUAUCUAAGGAUAAAGAAGUUCAGAUCUCAGUGGUCUUGUGUCGGAGAGUUAAGCAAUCACGGACCAAGAAGCUGCAGCACUAUGGGCUGGAGGACAGCUAUGAGAGAACAGAGAUCUGGGCCCUGGAAGACCUGCUGAUUCUGGACGGUAGAGAUCCAGAUAUUGAUGAUCCCUGUUUCUUGAUGUAUUUCGACUCUGUGCGGUCCGUCAGAGCAGUGAGCUGUGCUGCGAAAUACACACUGGCCCGCUGUCUGCUGUCCCUGAGCAGGAAGCAUCACCACACGGCACUAAAACUUGAGAACUUUGACUGGACUUACAUUCAACCCACUGCAAUGUAUUCAGAUCGUGGUGACUGUGUUGUCCUUGCGCAGAUCUGUUUCUAUGCCUUUAAUCUGGUGUGUCUUUCCUUGUGUCCUGUGCCUCUGUAGAGAAAGCAGACAUUCUGUUGAAUCUUAUUUUGUGAGAUUUCAUUUAAACUGACCUUCAAAACCUAAACUCUUGAUGUUGAUAAAAAAAAAGUUAAUUUCAGUGUAAUCUGUAUAACCCUUUGGGAGUGCACAAACACCAUGCUUUGUGUUUUGAGCACUUAGCCAUGCUUUGAGCACUCAGACCUACUAACUGUAACAUAACUCCACAGUGUGGGUGAAAUCCAAUUUGUGCUUGUGCAAAUGCAACCCAAAAGGGUGUUUUCUGAGUAAUGCUGUGACUUGAAUUUUAGUAAUUUAUAUUGAUUUAUUUAUUGACUGUUAUAAAUUCUACAUUUGACAUUUUUGCAUGUGAUUAUUAAACAUUAAGCAAGCUAUA